Messenger RNA from Punica granatum (pomegranate), 1416 nucleotides. The record is from RefSeq and is a predicted model, not a curated record. NCBI's taxonomy places the organism in Eukaryota, Viridiplantae, Streptophyta, Magnoliopsida, Myrtales, Lythraceae.
CGCUACUUCUUCUUCUUCUUCGACGUAGAGAGAGGGAGAGAGCAAUGGCCCUGAGGUUCCCGACGCAGCUCAGCACCCCUCGCCACCUGCGCCACCGCGGGGGUCUCUCCUGGACGCGAGCUUUAGCUCCGGAUGCUCUCGGUUCUUCACACUCUUCCCCUCCCCCCGCGUCUUUCCGCACUGGAAAGUCCCGCGUGCAACAGUUGGUGACCUGCACUGCACAGGCACCCGGAGCUGUUAAUCUGGCCCCCGGGACACCAGUUAGGCCCACGAGUAUCCUUGUGGUGGGGGCCACUGGGACUCUGGGCAGGCAAAUCGUGCGGAGGGCCCUCGAUGAAGGUUACGAUGUGAGGUGCCUUGUCAGGCCUAGACCCGCUCCUGCCGACUUCCUUCGUGACUGGGGAGCCACUGUCGUUAAUGCUGACUUGAGUAAACCGGAGACCAUACCUGCAACAUUGGUUGGGAUUCACACAGUCAUUGAUUGCGCAACAGGACGCCCUGAAGAGCCCAUCAAGACGGUAGACUGGGAAGGGAAAGUUGCUCUAAUACAAUGUGCAAAAGCAAUGGGAAUCCAGAAGUAUGUUUUCUUUUCUAUCCACAACUGUGAGAAGCAUCCUGAAGUUCCACUGAUGGAGAUUAAAUACUGCACAGAGAAGUUUCUGAAAGAGACUGGCCUAAACCAUAUCACGAUUCGGUUGUGCGGAUUCAUGCAAGGACUGAUCGGUCAAUAUGCAGUACCUAUAUUAGAAGAGAAAUCUGUCUGGGGUACUGAUGCACCCACACGAAUAGCUUAUAUGGACACUCAGGAUAUAGCUCGGUUGACGUUCAUAGCAUUACGUAAAGAGAAUAUUAACGGGAAGCUUCUCACAUUUGCCGGGCCUCGUGCAUGGACAACGCAGGAGGUGAUAACAUUGUGUGAGAGACUUGCCGGGCAAGAUGCAAAUGUCACAACAGUUCCAGUCUCAGUCCUGAGAAUAACAAGGCAACUGACAAGGUUGUUCGAGUGGACAAAUGAUGUAGCUGAUAGAUUGGCAUUUUCAGAGGUCCUUACAAGUGAUACAGUCUUCUCGGUCCCAAUGACUGAGACAUACAACCUUCUUGGCGCGGAUCCAAAGGACAUCGUCACGCUGGAGAAGUACUUGCAGGACUACUUCGCGAACAUCUUGAAGAAAUUGAAAGACCUCAAAGCGCAAUCAAAGCAAACUGAUAUUUUCUUCUAAAGGAAGGGAAAGGGUUUGUGUGUAUGUAAGUGAAGCUGUAUCAAAUCAUACAUUCCAUGUCCUCGAUAAGACAUGACAUAGAGCUGUUCGAUAUCUUUGCUUCGGAAUAGUAAAUGUUCCCACUUGUUCUUACUCUCUCAAUCACUAUGUAACAUUUUCCCACAUGUUAAUGGAAGAAGAUAGAAAAUUUGUUCGA